AUGGUGAUUAAUAAUGACAUGGUUAAAGGUAGUAAUAAAAUGAAGAAUUUAAACAAGAAUAUUUUUCCUGUGAAUCCAAAUAAUAACGUCGUUAGUAAUAUUAAUUCAAGUAAGCUUAAUCAAGGUGGUGUAUGUAUAGCAGAAGAUAUAAACAUGGGUAGUGUGAAUAACACAAAUGAUUUAAAUAAUUCGGAUGAGAUAAUUAACUGUGGAAAUAUGAAUAAAUCGGAAGAUAUAAACAAACCUGGAGAUAUAAACAAUUCAGAUGAUGUAAACAAUCCAGACGAUAUAAAUAACAAAAUUAAUGUAAAUGGUAUUCAUAGUCCAUUAAAUGAAAGUUUACAAAAUUUGGAUCGUAACAACAUGAGUGUAUGUAACCUUGGAAAUGUUACCACACCGGUUAACAAUAUAAAUAAUAAUAUAAAUAAUAAUAUAAAUUGUAAUAAUAAUAAUAAUAAUAAUAAUAAUAAUAGUAGUAAUAGUAAUAGUAAUAGUAAUAGUAAUAGUAAUCCUAUAUGUAUUAACAAUAAUGAGAAUAACAAAUAUAAGAACUCCAACAAAUGUAAUGAUUUUCAUAAGGAUAAUACGACAAGCGAACAAGAUCAAACAAAGAAUGAUAACAAUAUAAAUAAUUUAUCAUCGGGUCAAGAAAAUACAAUAAAUAAUGAAGAAGAAAAAAAAAAAGUUUAUCAACUUGUAUAUGAUUUAUGCUUUUCUGAAAAAAGAGAAAAUGCUUUACUUGAAUUAUCUAGAAAAAGAGAAACUUAUCAUGAUAUUGCUCCUGUUCUUUGGAACUCCUUUGGUACCAUUACAACAUUAUUACAAGAAAUAGUUUCUAUAUAUCCACAAUUAUCACCACCAUUAUUAACUACAUCUUCUUCAAAUCGUGUUUGUAAUUCUUUAGCGCUUCUACAAUGUGUAGCUUCUCAUCCAGAAACCAAACAACAUUUUUUGAAUGCACACAUUCCAUUAUUUCUCUACCCAUUUUUAAAUGCUGAAUCCAAAAAUAGACCUUUUGAAUAUCUAAGAUUAACAUCAUUAGGUGUUAUAGGUGCUCUUGUUAAAGUUGAUAAUCCAGAAGUUAUUAAUUUCCUUCUACAAACAGAAAUUAUACCCUUAUGCUUAAGAAUUAUGGAAACCGGAAGUGAAUUAUCAAAAACAGUUGCUACCUUUAUUGUUCAAAAAAUUCUGAUUGAUGAAUUAGGCCUAAAUUAUAUUUGUGCAACACCCGAAAGAUUUUAUGCUGUUUCUACCGUACUAGCCAAUAUGGUUAAUUCGCUUGUUGAAAAUCCUUCCUCAAGAUUACUUAAACAUAUUGUACGAUGUUAUUUAAGAUUAUCAGAAAAUGCAAGAGCGCUAGAAGCUCUGAAAUAUUGCUUACCUGAACCAUUAAGACAUGUUCAUAAAACCUUCUUGCCAUGUUUAAAAGAAGACCCAUUUACAAAAAAAUGGUUAUUACAAUUAUUAUACAAUAUAAACAAUGAUGAUGAAAAUCUAACUAUGAAAAAUACAAACUUUAUUAAUCAUAAUACAAAUCAAAACACAUCAAAUAUAAAUAAUCAAACGCUAAAUAAAAUCUCCCAAAAUGUUUAUACAAAUUUAAAUGUUCCCACAGCCUUAAAUGAAAUCAAUAUUAAUAUCCCUAAAACGGACACACACACCAAUAUUCAUAAUAUAAAUGAUAAUAUAGAAAAUAGCUCAAGUCAGUCCUUCAACAAUAAAAUCAAUGAUACUAACCUUAAAUGUGGGAAAAUCAACAAUAAUAAGUUGAACCCCGAUCUAACUAAUAAUGAUAUAAACGACAAUAAUAUUAAUGACAAUAAUAAUGAUAAUAAUGAUAAUAAUAAUAUUAAUGAUAAUAUUAUGAAUGAUGAUAAUAAUAAUAUUAAUGGUGAUAGUGUAAAUAAUAAUAAUAUGAAUGAUGAUAGUGUAAAUAAUAAUAAUAUGAAUGAUAAUUAA
Molecule: messenger RNA, 1959 nt
Organism: Plasmodium falciparum 3D7
Lineage: Eukaryota; Apicomplexa; Aconoidasida; Haemosporida; Plasmodiidae
Gene: CAF40
Product: Rcd1-like cell differentiation family protein
Biological process (GO): mRNA catabolic process
Cellular component (GO): CCR4-NOT complex
Source: RefSeq, a predicted model, not a curated record